AUGGGUGGCUUGAUGGGUAUUGUAUCUGGCAGCAGGACUGGUGCCACAGCGUGUGCUGAAUCGGGCAGCAGGACUGGUGAGACAACGUGUGCUGUAUCUGGCAACAGGAUUAGUGCCUUGAUGGGUGUUGUAUCUGGCAAUAGGACUGGUGAUUUGAUGAGUACUGUAUCUGGCAACAGGACUGGUGGGGAGAUGGCGGAUGCUUUUCUUGUUGGGGCUGACGACGAUGCUUUGGAUACCACCUGCCCUAAAGGUAUGGAGGCUACACGUUUUGUGGUUAGAUGGACUGCUAGUGAUGUUUUGCCUGUCGAUGAGGCUCGGAGAAUUGCUCUUGUUUUUGGUGUUAAUGCCACUUCAAUUGUAGGUGCCGACGUCACUUGUGUCAUGCCUGACGAGACAUGUGUUGUGAACGGGGAUGUGGCGGGGGAUGCCACGUGUGUUGCAGCUGCUGGUGCAAGUUGUGUUGUGGAUGGCAAUACCGCUAUAGUCUCCAGUUGUGUUGUGGCCUCCUUGGCCACUCCUGUUGUGGCUGGUGACGUGGCUGGUUCAACCACAUGUGGUGCAGCUGGUCGUUCAGCUGGUACUGUGGAUGGUGCCGCAGGUGGAGACGCCUCUUCUCUUGUGGCUCCUGCUAGCUCUCCUCCUGUGUCCGGCAACAUGGCUGGCGACACCUGCAUAGUUGCAGUGGCCGACGUGGCUGCAUACGCCGCUGUAGUUGCUGAUGCUGGCUGUGUGAGAAAAAGAUACAAUGGAUGA
Messenger RNA from Schistocerca gregaria, 756 nucleotides. Its product is annotated as circumsporozoite protein-like. The record is from RefSeq and is a predicted model, not a curated record. The coding region runs from base 1 to 756 and encodes 251 amino acids. The transcript has a single exon. Lineage: Eukaryota; Metazoa; Arthropoda; Insecta; Orthoptera; Acrididae.